AAGGCACCUAGCACUGCCCUCUCCUUCAUUCACCCCGUCCCAGUAACACCCGCCAGAUUGGAGCCUUGGAAUUAAUUUAUGAGAAAGGCCCUGUAACCCAGGAUACUGACUGAGCAGGGCUGGCAGACUCAUGCUGGGGUCUGCAGUUCAGCAUCACUAGGCCGCUGACAUGAAUAUGGAAGGGUUUUCUCUAGCAAAGCAGCUAUUCAAUUGCCUGUUUCCCAGUGUAAUGUGGGCCAUGGAGCCAGGCCAUCUUCUCUGGGCUCUGCUGUUCAUGCAACCCUUGUGGACCCGACUGACUGAUGGGGCCACUCGAGUCUACUACCUGGGCAUCCAGGAGAUUGAGUGGAACUAUGCUCCUAAAGGAAGGAAUGUCAUCACAAACCAACCUCUGGAUAGUGACACAGUAGCUUCCAGCUUCCUAAAGUCUGACAAGAACCGGAUAGGGAGCAGCUACAAAAAGACCAUCUACAAAGAAUACAGGGAUGACUCAUACAUGCAUGAAAUGGCCCAGCCUGCCUGGUUGGGUUUCCUGGGGCCAGUGUUGCAGGCUGAGGUGGGAGAUGUCAUCCUUAUCCACCUGAAGAAUUUUGCCACUCGUCCUUAUACCAUCCACCCCCAUGGUGUUUUCUAUGAGAAAGACUCAGAAGGCUCCCUGUACCCUGAUGGCUCCUCUGGUCGGCUGAAAGCUGAUGACUCUGUUCCCCCGGGAGGCAGCCACAUCUACAACUGGACCAUUCCAGAAAGCCAUGCACCUACUGAUGCUGACCCAGCAUGCCUCACCUGGAUCUACCAUUCUCAUGUAGAUGCUCCACGAGACAUUGCAACUGGCCUCAUUGGACCUCUUAUCACCUGUAAAAGAGGAACGCUGGAUGGUAACUCCCCUCCUCGGCGGCAAGAUGUGGACAAUUAUUUCUUCCUGCUCUUCAGUGUGGUAGAUGAGAAUCUUAGCUGGCAUAUCGAUUACAACAUUGACACUUACUGCUCAGACCCUGCCUCAGUGGACAAAGAAGAUAAGGCCUUUCAGGAGAGCAAUAGGAUGCAUGCAAUCAAUGGCUUUGUAUUUGGGAACUUACCAAAACUGAACAUGUGUGCACAGAAGCGUGUGGCCUGGCACUUGUUUGGCAUGGGCAAUGAAGUAGAUGUCCACACAGCUUUCUUCCAUGGACAGAUGCUGACCAUCCGGGGCCACCGCACUGAUGUGGCUCACAUCUUCCCAGCCACCUUUGUGACUGCUGAGAUGGUACCCCAGAAACUCGGUGUCUGGUUAAUUAGCUGUCAAGUGAAUAGUCACUUGCAAGAUGGCAUGCAAGCACUCUACAAUGUCAAGUCUUGUUCCAUGGCUCCUCCCAUGAACCUACUAACAGGAAAAGUCCGGCAGUACUUCAUUGAGGCCCAUGAGAUUCAAUGGGACUAUGGCCCAAUGGGGCAUGACGGGAGUACUGGGAAGAAUUUGAGGGAACCAGGCAGUGGUUCAGAAAAGUUCUUCAAGAAGAGUAACAGCCGAAUUGGGGGCACUUACUGGAAAGUCCGAUAUGAAGGCUUCCAAGAUGAAACAUUCCAGGAAAAGGUUCAGUUGGAGGAAGAUAAGCAUCUUGGAAUCCUGGGGCCAGUGAUCCGGGCUGAGGUGGGCGACACCAUCCAGGUGAUCUUCUACAACCGUGCCUCACAGGCAUUUAGCAUACAGCCUCAUGGGGUCUUUUAUGAGAAAGACUACGAGGGAACUGUGUACAAUAAUGGCUCAUCCCACCCUGGCUUAGUGGCCAAGACUUUUGAGAAAGUAACAUAUCGCUGGACAGUACCCCCCCACGCUGGCCCUACUGCUCAGGAUCCUUCCUGUCUCACCUGGAUGUACUUUUCUGCCGUGGAUCCAAUAAGAGAUACAAACUCUGGUCUGGUGGGCCCCCUGCUAGUGUGCAAGGCUGGUGCCUUGGGGGCAGAUGGAAAACAGAAAGGGGUGGAUAAAGAAUUCUUUCUCCUUUUCACUGUGUUGGAUGAGAACAAGAGCUGGUACAGCAAAGGCAAUCAAGAUACUGCUAUGUUGAAUUCCCGACUAGUCUCAGAGGAUGUCAUGGGUUUCCAAGACUCCAAUCGGAUGCAUGCCAUUAAUGGGUUUCUGUUCUCUAACCUGCCCAGGCUGGACAUGUGCAAGGGUGACACAGUGGCCUGGCACCUGCUCGGCCUGGGCACUGAGACUGAUGUGCAUGGGGUCACUUUCCAGGGAAACACUGUGCAGCUUCAAGGCAUGAGAAAGAGUGCAGCCAUGCUCUUUCCUCACACCUUUGUCACGGCCAUCAUGCAGCCCGACAACGCUGGGAUAUUUGAGAUUUACUGCCAGGCAGGAAGCCAUAGAGAAGCAGGAAUGAGGGCAGUUUAUAACGUCUCCCAGUGUCCUGGCCGCCAAGCCACCCCUCGCCAACGGUACCAGGCUGCAAGAAUCUAUUAUAUCAUGGCAGAAGAAGUGGAGUGGGACUAUUGCCCUGACAGGAGCUGGGAACUGGAAUGGCACAACCAGUCUGAGAAGGACAGUUAUGGUCACAUCUUCCUGAGCAAUGAGGACGGGCUCCUAGGUUCCAGAUACAAGAAAGCUGUAUUCAGGGAAUACACUGAUGGUACAUUCAGGAUCCCUCGGCCAAGGACUGGACCAGAGGAACACUUGGGAAUCUUAGGUCCACUCCUCAGAGGAGAGGUUGGUGAUAUCUUAAUUGUGGUGUUCAAGAAUAAUGCCAGCCGUCCCUACUCUGUGCAUGCCCAUGGAGUGCUGGAAUCUAGUACUGGCUGGCCACUGGCUGCUGAGCCUGGUGAGAUUCUCACUUACAAAUGGAACAUCCCAGAGAGAUCUGGCCCUGGACCCAAUGAUUCUGCUUGUGUUUCCUGGAUUUAUCAUUCUGCAGUAGAUCCCAUCAAGGACAUGUAUAGUGGCCUGGUGGGGCCCUUGGCCAUCUGCAGAAAGGGAAUCCUGGAUCCCCAUGGAAGACGGAGUGACAUGGACCGAGAAUUUGCCUUGUUAUUCUUGAUCUUUGAUGAGAACCAAUCAUGGUAUCUGGAGGAGAAUGUGGCAACCCACGGGCCUCAGGAGCCAGGCCAUGUUAAUCUACAGGAUGAAACUUUCUUGGAGAGUAAUAAAAUGCAUGCCAUUAAUGGAAAGCUCUAUGCCAACCUCAAGGGUCUUAUCAUGUACAAAGGAGAACGAGUGGCCUGGUACAUGCUGGCCAUGGGCCAAGAUAUUGACCUGCACACUGUCCACUUCCAUGCAGAGAGCUUCCUGUAUCGGAAUGGAGAGAGCUACCGAGCAGACGUGGUGGAUCUAUUCCCGGGAAGCUUUGAGGUUGUGGAGAUGGUAGCCAGCAACCCUGGGACAUGGCUGAUGCACUGCCAUGUUACCGACCAUGUCCAUUCUGGCAUGGAGACCCUUUUUACUGUCUUAUCCCAAAGAGAACACUUAAAUACUAUCACCACCAUCGACAACAAGGUUGGAAAAGCAACAAUCCUCACAGACAUUGGAGAAGGCAAUGUGAGGAUGCUAGGCAUGCAGAUCCCUGUAAAGGAUAUCGAGGUACUGGCUUCUGUCUUGAUUGCCAUCGUUGUCAUUCUCCUGCUCGUUGCUCUUGCUCUUGGUGGUGUAGUCUGGUACCAACAUCGGCAGAAAAAGCUACGGCGCAACAGGAGGUCGAUCCUGGAUGACAGCUUUAAGCUUCUGUCCCUCAAGAAGUAACAGCUGGAUCCUGGAACUGCACAUCUGGAAUACACUCCCAGCAGGCCAUGGACUAGUAGCUGACCGCACUGUCAAAGGGGCAUGGGUAGUAGAGAGGCAGAGGAGGGAAUCAAACUUGUCUGGAUAUUUUUUUCACUUAUUUAUUUACAUGGAAAUGAUGUACUUUCUCUUAUUCUUUAGUUUAUUUGCUCCACUUGGGCACUUGGGGGUAAGCAUGUCCCUUAGUAUCUUAUACCACAAAUUUCAACAGCUAGAUUAUAUGACCACUGACAUUUGGAAGGUCUGUAAAUUCCUAGCAAACUGAUCCUUUUCACAAAGUAGAUACCAGGAGUAAAACACAUUGAUUAGGUUUAUAGUUUAGGACCUAGGCAAGUUCACUCUAAACCAAGGUUAAGUGAGCCGUGAAGAUAAUCCAAUCUAAACUAAGGACUAAGAACAUGGGCGUGAUGGGGGAAUGGGUGGGGUAUAGACAUUUGAAGACCCAAAUUGUAUUUUGAUUCUUCUUGGAAGUGAAUUAUUUUGGAAAAGUGGGUGGAUGGUGGUUUCCAUGAACACUUGUAACCUCUGAUUCCAGAAGCUCUGCAGCAAGCCAUUCCUCCAAGUUCCUGGCACAGUCAUGCUGAAAGGAAUGCUGAGUGCCUUUUCCAUAUUUUAGGCAGAAAUUCCUGUCCAUUAAAGUACCUGUUAGAAUACUGUAAGAGUGAACUUGGUGAUUUUGAUGGUCCCUGUGGCCUCUGGAAGGUUGUGACUGUGAUUGAAACAAAGAGUACUCAGUGGUGGAGGAGGUGGGUGGGUAUAGACUGGAUCUACCUGUCCUUUGUGGAGCCUGCAGGUUUGUAUUUUGGAAAUGAAAACCUGUCACAGAGGAAGAUUCAAAGUCAGAGCAGCAGGUACCAUCUUUUGGCCCAUAGAUGCCAAAAGUCUUUUGAGUGCCAAGAAAAGAAAAGUUGUCAGAGGAAAACUAGAAGGCUGAGACCAGGUACAAACCUGUCCAUUGGGCAAGAAAAGGUGGGCACAGAUCUCAAGAGCUCUUUUUGGAGUUGGUGCUAUGAGAGGCCUACUUAUAAUUUGGGGGGCCUCUUUAUAACACAGAGUCCAUCCUUCUGGUACCUUCAAACUAUUUUUUUUGUUAUUUGCAAGUUCAAGCCUAUCUGAAACCUUGGUCACAGAGCAAAGACAAGAUACAGAGUAGGUAUGUGAUAAGAUGGCCCACCAUCACUACAGUAUCCAUAUUACCAUUUUACAUGGCAAAUGGAGAACAGAAGAGGCAUCAAGGACAGUUAAGAUGACAACUGAACUACAUAGUGCUUUACACUUUACAAAGCACCUAAUACCUGAUUGCAUUUGACUCACCUUAGUUCUCUCAGGGUGCUAUUUUAUUUACAUUUGAACAAACAAAGGAUCAGAGAGAAUAAGCAAUUUUAUAUAAAGACAUUCAGCUAGAAAUUGAGCAGGAAUUCAAGCCUUCAUCUAUUUGAAUCCAAAUACCAGUUCCACCCUGCUAUAUCAAGGAAACUUCUACUAAUCUCUGUCCUUUGUGUUAGAGGAUAUUGACUCCAACUUUCCUGUCUUCCCAGCCAACUUGUCUGCAUAGCUAGCAACCCCUUGCACAUCAAAUGUAGAAACCCACAGGGCUGGUGUUCAGUUGCCAUAUAAUGUUGAAGUUUUAAGGGGUAAACACAGGCCAGAGCCUAUCAUUCAUCUUGGUUUAUUGUGGUCGGUGUCUUUCUGGAUCACUUCACUGGAAAUCUCAGAAAUAUAGCAAGGGGUGCAGGAAGGUUUAGAUUGCUGAUUAUAAAAAUCAACUGUUAGAGUAUUUAAGCCAUUGCACAAUCAAUGCACUUAACAGAGGAACUCUUUUGGCCUAUUGUUAGUGUGGGAGUUUUUGAAAGCCCAGUGCAUUCUGGAAACUCCAGUUAAUAAUAGUUAUACAAUAAUUUGCAUGCAACUGGGAGGUUGUUAGCUUGGUCAUGAAUCUGAGAGAAAGAGAGGUAGUUGGGAUGAGAGUGCACGUCUUCUGUGUGUAGUUCUGCUCUGGAUUAGGGAAUGUAAGCUCAAGCCCAUGUAUUUCAGAAAGAGAUGUAUUUUUUUGUGUGGUGGGUUUGCUCCCAGCGGAGCUGUAGAAGAUGUUUUUGACAAUUAGGUGACACUUCCAUGCAUUUAAUUGCCUAAGCCAGAAAUUGCUAAAGUCAACAUAUC
Messenger RNA from Hipposideros armiger (great roundleaf bat), 5914 nucleotides. It is a transcript of the gene HEPH, whose product is annotated as hephaestin. The record is from RefSeq and is a predicted model, not a curated record. Lineage: Eukaryota; Metazoa; Chordata; Mammalia; Chiroptera; Hipposideridae. The coding region runs from base 170 to 3715 and encodes 1181 amino acids. Gene Ontology annotation, cellular component: plasma membrane. Gene Ontology annotation, molecular function: ferroxidase activity; copper ion binding. The transcript has 21 exons. Gene Ontology annotation, biological process: iron ion transport.